UUCAGGUCGCGGCAGCCAUGUCUGGGAGAGGCAAGGGCGGCAAAGGCUUAGGCAAAGGUGGUGCCAAGCGCCACCGCAAGGUCCUGAGGGAUAACAUCCAAGGCAUCACUAAACCUGCCAUCCGCCGUCUGGCUCGGCGUGGUGGGGUCAAGCGCAUCUCAGGCCUUAUUUACGAAGAGACCCGGGGCGUAUUGAAGGUGUUCUUGGAAAAUGUGAUCCGGGACGCAGUUACCUACACGGAGCACGCCAAGCGCAAGACAGUCACUGCCAUGGACGUGGUGUAUGCCCUGAAGCGGCAGGGACGCACUCUGUAUGGUUUUGGAGGCUUGUGUGCUCAGAGCGCGGUCACUAUGUCUGGGAGAGGCAAGGGCGGCAAAGGGCUGGGUAAAGGCGGCGCCAAGCGCCACCGCAAGGUCCUGAGAGACAACAUCCAAGGCAUCACCAAGCCCGCCAUCCGACGUCUUGCUCGGCGUGGUGGAGUCAAGCGCAUCUCGGGGCUCAUUUACGAGGAGACUCGGGGGGUACUGAAGGUGUUCCUGGAGAACGUCAUCCGGGAUGCCGUCACCUACACUGAACACGCAAAGCGCAAGACGGUCACGGCCAUGGACGUGGUGUACGCCCUAAAGCGACAGGGACGUACCCUGUAUGGCUUCGGCGGUUAGGCCGCCGCUGCAGGCCUUACACGUGCGGCUAUCCCAAAGGCCCUUUUUAGGGCCACCCACAUAAUCCUCGGGGGAGCUGGGCACACGUGUGCGCGCGCGCGCGCGCGGGAUUGCUUUGCGCUUUGCAGUUUUGGGGGCGGGUAGUGAUAGCCACAAGCGCUUAACAGCCCUAGGCACCACGAAGCUUUUUGCCAAAGCUUAUUUUGAACGGGGCUGAGGCCUUCCCUGU
This is a messenger RNA of Miniopterus natalensis, 891 nucleotides long. NCBI's taxonomy places the organism in Eukaryota, Metazoa, Chordata, Mammalia, Chiroptera, Miniopteridae. The record is from RefSeq and is a predicted model, not a curated record.